AUGUUCUGUGGCUCAGUCUACAUCUUGUGGUGGAAUAUAGAAGUUCAUAAGAUAAACGUUGGGGGUGACACUGGCCCUCUUGGGGUACUUAGCGUCUUCUGCGGUACUGUUGUGAAUGCCUACAUUGCUGUUACAGCAUUUCUCAGAAAGUACAACCUCUCACACAUCAAGUUUGCGCUUCUGGCAGACUUUGCUGUCGCUAGCUGCAUCCUUGGAGCCUACCUGCACACCUUCAUUAAUAAAGAGCCUUCGUGGAUUAAGUGGAGUUACAUAGGCUGGAAGUGGCAAAGGCGUUGGAAAGCUGCCGAGGUCAUGCUCUUGGUGCCCUGUUCCCUGCUUUAUGCUGCUGUCGUGAUGGCUUUCGUGGGCUUUCGCAUCACCAGGGGGAAGAGAGAAGACCGACGCAAGGCCCUCCAUCGUAACAACAACGGCAACAAUAACGACAUUCCAAUGACCACAAUCCAGUCCAAUGAGCCUGAGGCUGAGGUUGACCCCGAGAUUAUAGAUGACCCGCCACCCCCCUAUGCUGCUGAUCCCCCUCCUUAUUCGGAAGCACCUCGUCAGACAUGA
Thermochaetoides thermophila DSM 1495 is the source of this 570-nucleotide messenger RNA. RefSeq lists its product as uncharacterized. The record is from RefSeq and is a predicted model, not a curated record. The transcript is spliced from 3 exons. The coding region runs from base 1 to 570 and encodes 189 amino acids. NCBI's taxonomy places the organism in Eukaryota, Fungi, Ascomycota, Sordariomycetes, Sordariales, Chaetomiaceae.